Messenger RNA from Punica granatum (pomegranate), 1594 nucleotides. Lineage: Eukaryota; Viridiplantae; Streptophyta; Magnoliopsida; Myrtales; Lythraceae. The record is from RefSeq and is a predicted model, not a curated record.
UGACCUUUCCACUGUUCAUCACUGGAUGUCUGCUCUGUUCGUGGAAGAACUUCUCCCUUUCUUUCUCAUAUGCAAUCCUCAACGGUUCCUCGCCGGCAAAAUUUCGCAGGAGCUGAAACGGCCGGAGACUGCCGUGAACUCACCGGUAGAUGAUGCGCUGCUGGUCAGUCGGGGAUCUAAUUACGCAGUGGAUUCGCGACUACGACCGGCUUCAAUCCGUCGCCGUGAUUCUCCUCUACAUUCAGAUUGCGUGCGCGCUCGUCGGAUCACUCGGAGCACAGUACAAUGGAGUGCUGCUUAUCAACUUGUCGAUUGCACUCUUCGCGCUGGUGGCGAUCGAGAGUAGCAGUCAGAGCCUCGGGAGGACCUAUGCGGUGCUUCUCUUCUGCGCCAUUUUGCUAGAUGUCUCCUGGUUCAUUCUUUUCACUCACGCUAUCUGGUUCAUUUCCUCCGAAACUCAUGGAGAGUUAUUUAUCUUUUCAGUAAAACUUACUCUUGCAAUGCAAAUUGUUGGCUUUACUGUGAGGCUAGCAUCCUCGUUCUUAUGGAUUCAGAUCUACAGACUGGGGGUCUCGGAUUCAGACACAGCACCUCCUAGGGAAUCAGAUUUUGAUUUGAGACACAGAUUUUUAAAUCCGGUCACUCCUGCUCCAAUCAGACAAUCCUCAGAUUCUGAUGUGGUCUUGGGGGGAACCAUUUUUGAUCCACCUUAUUAUUCGUCACUUUUUGAAGAUAGUCCAAACAUCAAAAACUCGCCUGGGGGCAGUAAUAAUUGCCCCGCUGGUGAUGGGUCUGCUUCAACAGCCGAAGCAUCUCGGAUGAAGUCAUCUGUUCUCAGAUCCUUCGAGGCAAUAGAUGUUGAGAGCACAGAAAAGAAGUCUCCAGACGAUGAUGCAGCAAGCUAGCCUGGGAACGUCCAGCUUGUCACAUGAAAUUCCUAUUUUCCCACCCUCCGCAUCUUCGAGCUUUCCCAUACUGGUCCAGAAGUCAUUCAGGAGCGACGUGAUUGACCUUGUACAGUUACCAAUCUCGAGAAGUCAUUCGGGAGCGAAGUGAUUGACCUUGUACAGUUACCAAUCUCGACUCUUGGGGUCGUUGGGGUCAUUGUUAUUGGUAAAAAAGAGGUUGAGGAGAUAAAAGGAUGGAUCACGUAGACUUGUCCCGUAAGUCGGACAAUUAAGGUCAAGUUUGAAGUAACAGUGCGGAGUCAGUUUCUAUGGAAAAUGAAGGGAAAGGAUUGAAGUAACACGCGGGGUCAGUUUCUACAAAGCUGCUUCCUCUACUCCAUGGAAAACUCGAAUUGACAGUUCUGCCGAUCUCACAGCCCGGAUCGGAUGCCGCAUCAUGCCCGCACUGCCUCCAGCUUUCUUACCAGUACCAACGGAGAUCAUCCGCUGGUGCAUAACUUGGAUGAGAGAGCCUCCAAACUGAAAUUCCUUUCUUGUUUUCUCGCUGCUGGUAGUCUGUAAGUAGUAUAUUCAACAGCUGCCUCAAUUAGUUAAUCUCUUAAAUUUGUAUUAUUAUUAUUAUUAUUAUUAUUAUUAUUAUAUUAAUGCAUAUGCUAAUGUCAUGGAUUUAUAUAUUUAUAUACAUA